AUGGUCUACGAUUGGGAUGGAAAGAGGGAAAUCUGCUAUCAGAUGUAUAUCAAAGAUAAAAAGGCGCUGGAGGAGAUUAUGGAUUACAUGAAAACAGCCUAUCAAUUUGCACCUAGUAAACGCGCUUUCCAGACCCAGUUCAGAAGAUGGGGCUUUCCAUCGAAACAAAAUCCGGCGCACAAGAACGCGGGGCUCGUUGCGCGUGUCAAGCAACUCUGGGAGCGAAACACGGGUCAACGUGACAUGCUACGGAUUUUGAAUGAUGAAGGGUUUGAGAUAAAAGAAAGAGAACUUAUGCGGGUGCGUGCCAAAAAUCGGUGGCUAUUGCGUGUUCCCAAUGGAAUGAAGUCACAACUCAAUAUGCAAACCCCGGUGCAACAGCCUGAGGAUGAGGGCUUGCUUGCCCUCCAGCAGGAAGUAUACAAAACUGAAGGGCCAUUUGAUGAUACAGGGACCCUUCCAUCUGAAGCAGCGCUUCAACGUUCACCCUCACCUGGUCUAUCUCCCGAAGUCCUAGCGAAGCGCAAGGAGCGAUUGGAUCGCCUGAAAGCAGAAAGUGCAGAGCGUUGGGCUACCCGGAAGCGUCGCCGUCGUACUCGGGGAUGGGCCGGACUGCCGGCUGAUCCACCAGGGCCUCCGCGCUUUCCAUCCGAAACCACGAUUGAUGAGAGUAAGAAAUAUCUCAACCUAGACAAUGCCAUGUACCGUCAAGUUAGAGAUCAAUUUCAAGGAAUUUGUGAACAAGCCGGGUUCAUUAAAAAGACUAUCGCUGGACCUGAAAGAUGGCAGGAGGCAAAGGACAAACUAAUACGCGAGUCACCACACCUUCAGCAAGUCUUCUGGGCUGACCAGCUCGAUGCAAAGGCUCUUGCUCUCGACGUUGUGUGUACGGAUGUCACCAAGCGGAUGAGAACUUUGGAAAGACGGAUGACUAUCGCUGAGGCCAAAAAUGUCCUUGGUAUCAACCCAGAAGAGAGUCGUCAAAUCAGGAAUGCAUUUUACGACACAUUGAAAGCGGAUCAUUUCACAAGCAAACUGGAGGCUGGCGAUGAACACUGGAAUGAGCUCAAAGAACGGUGGAUUCAAAACUCACGGCUACUUCAACAAAUCCUCGCAACUGGUCCAGCAGAUCCGAAUCAUGCCGCAAGGUCAAAAGCUCUUGAAGUCCUCUGUCGCGAUGUCAUGAAGCGGCUCCGCGAUGAUCAAACAAAGAGAGAUCCAUCACGGAAGCAAUCAGCAUCUCACUCUGGAGUGCAAAGCCCCGCCUCAAACGACAGUAAUGACAACCAUACUUUUGGUGGCGGCAUCAGUAAUGGUAUCAGCACGCUGGCUUCACAGGCAUUAGCGAGUGCACCAAUAACAUCAAGUGACCUGGGAGAUAUGCAGAUAGACCCUUCGCUGUUACAGGCCGCCAACGACCCUUCGUUUGCAGCCACGGGUGAGCAUGAUACUGGAAACUCAUUUGAAUAUGUGGAUCCCAUGUUGGAAUCAACUGUGUUGCAUACACCAGUUUAUCUUCGUAUUAGCCCUCAAAGUCAACAUGGACCAUCGAGAACAUGGGCUGAGAAAUUGGCAUCAAGGUCUGUUACUGAAUUACGACACUUUGUCGUGGCUCGUUAUCCUCGUUGUAGUAUCAUCAAGAUCGAGGGUGUCGACAAAGACGAGAACGGAAACGAGGUUUCCUUUUUUAUUAAUGAAGAUUCUGAUCUUGACGCUUAUCUGACACAUGUGGAUGGGAAAAAAGCAUUGUUUUCAGUUUGCUUAAAAGACAUGAUAUAA
Molecule: messenger RNA, 1779 nt
Organism: Aspergillus glaucus CBS 516.65
Lineage: Eukaryota; Fungi; Ascomycota; Eurotiomycetes; Eurotiales; Aspergillaceae
Product: Clr5 domain-containing protein
Exons: 2
Coding region: 1-1779 (592 amino acids)
Source: RefSeq, a predicted model, not a curated record